UCUCAUCAUCCAAGACACAAACCAACAUAAAGAUCGAAAUGGGAAGCCUAGGCAGUUUGAGGCAAUGGCCUCAAUUUGUCUAUGCUUUGGUAUUUUGCUUAGCAGCAACUAGUGUUGUUGCUAAUACGCCUUAUAUUUAUGCUUCACCACCUCCACCUCCUUAUAUUUACAAGUCUCCACCACCACCAUCACCAUCUCCACCACCACCACCUUACGUUUACAAAUCGCCACCUCCCCCAUCACCAUCGCCACCACCUCCUUAUAUUUACAAAUCUCCUCCUCCACCGUCUUCAUCCCCGCCACCACCCUAUAUGUACAAAUCACCACCUCCUCCAUCACCAUCACCGCCACCUCUGUAUAUUUACAAAUCUCCACCUCCACCAUCUCCAUCGCCACCACCACCCUACUACUACAGGUCACCUCCACCGCCAUCUCCAUCUCCACCCCCACCUUAUUACUAUAAGUCACCACCUCCACCAUCUCCAUCACCCCCUCCACCAUAUUAUUACAAAUCACCACCACCACCACCUUCUUCGUCUCCUCCUCCACCUUAUUACUUCAAGUCACCACCCCAUCUCCACCACCACAAGUCACCACCACCACCAUCGCCAUCACCUCCACCACCCUAUUAUUAUAAGUCACCACCCCCACCAUCUCGAUCACCACCACCACCAUACUAUUACAAAUCGCCACCUCCACCAUCUCCUUCUCCACCACCUCCUUACUACUACAAAUCACCACCACCUCCAGUGAAGUCACCACCUCCUCCAUACAUCUACAAAUCCCCACCUCCACCAGUGAAGUCACCACCACCACCCUACUAUUACAAAUCACCACCUCCUCCAGUUAAAUCACCACCUCCACCUCCAUACUACUACAAAUCACCACCUCCUCCAGUUAAAUCACCACCUCCAAUGAAGUCACCACCUCCUCCAUACAUCUAUAAAUCCCCACCUCCACCAGUGAAGUUACCACCACCACCACCCUACUAUUACAAAUCACCACCUCCCCCAGUGAAAUCACCACCUCCACCUCCAUACUACUACAAAUCACCACCUCCACCAGUUAAGUCACCACCACCACCCUACUACUACAAAUCUCCUCCUCCACCAUCUCCAUCACCACCACCUCCGUACUACUACAACUCACCACCACCACCGCACCAUUAUUAAGUCAACCACUGCCACCUAUGCCUCGACCCAUACUAUUUAAGGCCUGCAGAUUAAUUAAUAUUGCAUCAGCUUGAAUUUCAACAAGAAUAAAUAAUUCCAUUUUUUGAAGUUGUUUUUGAAGGCAUUUGUGGCAUUGUUUUUCAAUUUUUAAUUUAAACAAGUUUAUUUGUGAAUAAGAAGUCCCCACAGUGGAGAUACUUCUUUGCGUAAUUUUUUUGUUUUUGUUUUUGUUUUGUGCAAAGUUUUCUUUUCACUAUCAGUUUAUUGUAAUAAGCAAUGAAACGAUGAAUUUCAAAUGCUAAGAGUAGCCUUAUUGUGCUUAUCUAAGUUGUACCUUCUGUUACCAUGAGAAUCCCUUAAUUUCUCAAUAA
Messenger RNA from Camellia sinensis, 1543 nucleotides. RefSeq lists its product as uncharacterized. Gene Ontology annotation, molecular function: structural constituent of cell wall. NCBI's taxonomy places the organism in Eukaryota, Viridiplantae, Streptophyta, Magnoliopsida, Ericales, Theaceae. The record is from RefSeq and is a predicted model, not a curated record. Gene Ontology annotation, biological process: plant-type cell wall organization.